This is a messenger RNA of Balaenoptera acutorostrata (minke whale), 2844 nucleotides long. It is a transcript of the gene MOCS3, whose product is annotated as molybdenum cofactor synthesis 3. The record is from RefSeq and is a predicted model, not a curated record. The transcript has a single exon. Bases 227 to 1594 code for a protein of 455 amino acids. Gene Ontology annotation, cellular component: cytoplasm; cytosol. NCBI's taxonomy places the organism in Eukaryota, Metazoa, Chordata, Mammalia, Artiodactyla, Balaenopteridae. Gene Ontology annotation, molecular function: adenylyltransferase activity; URM1 activating enzyme activity; thiosulfate-cyanide sulfurtransferase activity. Gene Ontology annotation, biological process: protein urmylation; tRNA wobble position uridine thiolation.
GUCCGGGUGGCGAGUUCUAGUCCUCCUAAGGCUCUCUGCGUAGUUCCAUUGGAAACAGUCAGGACUUGUGACUCUUUCAAGUUGAAUCUGAAGGUUGCUUCAGAAAAAUACAUAUCUAUUUAUCACCUUUCCCCAAGCUCCAUAGAGUUGUUUAGUUUAUUCCAGUCGCAAGACGAGGGAAAGCCGGAAACGGAAAUGCCUUUGACAACCUCCCGAAGAGGCUGCCAUGGCGGCCAGGGAGGAGGUGCUCACGUUGCAGGCUGAAGUUGCGCAGCGUGAGGAGGAGCUGAGUUCCCUGAAGCAGAGGCUGGCGGCGGCUCUUCUGGCCGAGCAGGAGUCAGAGCGGUUGGUUCCGGUAUCUCCCCUGCCGCCGAAGGCCGCCCUGUCCCGAGAUGAGAUUCUGCGCUACAGCCGGCAGCUCGUGCUGCCUGAGCUGGGCGUGCAGGGACAGCUGCGCCUGGCGACCGCGUCCGUGCUGGUCGUGGGCUGCGGGGGGCUCGGCUGCCCACUGGCGCAGUACCUGGCAGCGGCCGGCGUCGGCCGCCUGGGCCUUGUGGACUACGACGUAGUAGAAGUGAGCAACCUGGCCCGCCAGGUGCUGCACGGCGAGGCCCUGGCCGGCCAAGCCAAGGUCUUUUCGGCCGCCGCUACACUGCGCCGUCUCAAUUCGGCGGUGGAGUGCGUGCCCUACGCCCAGGCGCUUACGCCAGCCACGGCGCUAGACCUGGUCCGCCGCUAUGACGUGGUGGCUGAUUGCUCCGACAACGUGCCCACUCGCUACCUGGUUAACGACGCCUGCGUGCUAACCGGCCGGCCCCUCGUGUCGGCCAGCGCCCUGCGCUUCGAGGGCCAACUCACAGUCUACCACUACGGCGGUGGGCCUUGCUAUCGCUGCGUGUUUCCGCAACCACCUCCGGCCGAGACGGUGACCAGCUGCGCGGAUGGCGGGGUGCUUGGUGUGGUUACCGGGGUCCUGGGCUGCCUGCAGGCGCUGGAAGUGUUGAAGAUCGCUGCAGGUCUGGGCCCCUCUUACAGUGGCAGCCUGUUGCUCUUUGAUGCCCUCGGAGGUCAUUUCCGCUGUAUUCGGCUGCGGAGGCGCAGGCCCGACUGUGCAGCUUGCGGGGAGCGGCCCACUGUGGCUGAUCUGCAGGACUAUGAAAGCUUCUGUGGCUCCUCGGCCACCGAUAAGUGCCGCUCCCUCCAGUUGCUGAGCCCGGAGGAGCGAAUUUCUGUCGUCGACUAUAAGCGACUUCUGGAUUCCGGGUCACCCCACUUGUUGCUGGACGUCAGGCCUCCAGUGGAGGUGGACCUGUGUCGGUUGCCUCACGCCCUACACAUCCCUUUGAAACAUUUGGAACGGAGGAAUGCGGAGAGCCUGAAACUCUUGAGAGAAGCAAUCCGGGAGGGGAAGCAGGGCACACAGGAAGGGGCAUCUCUCCCCAUUUAUGUGAUCUGCAAACUGGGCAAUGACUCCCAGAAAGCCGUGAAGAUCCUGCAGUCCUGGACAGACUUAGACUCUUUAACAGUUCGGGAUGUUGUGGGAGGCCUCAUGGCCUGGGCUGCCAAAAUCGAUGCAACGUUUCCGCAAUACUGAGGUGGCUGGUAGAGUCUGACCAGUGAAAGAUGUGGAUUGUCAUGUUACCUAAAGUUUUUUUGCCUUUAUGAAUGUAUUUGCAUUUUUUUCAGUAAUGUAUGGAAGAGCCUGGGAUUCUCCAAUAUCUGCAUAUAGGUGGACUUCUUUUUAUAAGGAGCUUUUUAAUUGUAACUUAUUGGGUGAUGUAGCAAUUAAGGGGUUACAACACUGUUCCUCUGAACUGUCUUGUGUUUGCCGCACUUGGAUGGUGUGUUGAACAGGUGGGAUAGAAUGUAAGUGACAGGACUUUGUGUUUUGAACUGCAGGUCAUUUGCGUGUCCUGCCUUUUUGUUUUUGUUUUUUUUAAAUUUCCCAAUUAAAAAAUUCUUUAAAGUUGUCCAUUUUAUUGCUUGGAAAGGUGUAAUAUACUUACUGAAUUGAUCACGGAUGAAAUAGUUAAGAUAAGUUUAUUGUUUACUAAGACAUUCUUUGGGUGUUAUUUCUAAUUCAAAUGAUAGAACAUGCCCUAGAGAAAUCAGUGUUUAAAAUGUAAAUUGUUAAAAUAUUAAAAUGAAAAUUAGCUGGGAAGUGGUCAUUCUAUUAAAUAUUUUCAAUUAAUAGCCAAGUAAGAUAUUUACAGUCUAGCAAGAUAGAAACCACCUUUGUAGCAUGUCAGUUUCUUUUAUAAAUUGCUGAUUUUUUCUUAGACUUAACUUCAGGGUCUACCUUAUGUUGUACACAUACAGAAAUUUCUAAACUGUACGGUUUGGCUUGCUUUGGAAUCUUCAAGUCCCAAGUCCCAGCCUUCUGCCCUCCCCUGGCCUUUUGUCCCUGUCCAACCUGUUAUUUUUAUUUUUGUCUUUAUUGUAUGGCCAGAAUGCCAAAUACAGUAUUGAAUUAAAGUGAAAUGAACAUUCUUCUCUCCUUUGCAGUUUCAGGUGAAGAACUUUGAAUAUUUGACCAAUAUUACUUGUUAUUGCUUUACUGUAGAUAAAUACCUUUUAUCAGGUUAAAUAAAUUUCUGUUUAUAGUUUGCUAAGAGUUUUCAUUGAAGUCAUCAAAUGCUUUUUCUGCAUUUUUAUGUGCUUUUUUUCUCUUCUGUUAAUGUUGUGAAUUACAUUUUUUUUUUAUUGUGGCCAAAAAAACCCCGCAUAACAUAAAAUUCACCCUCCUGACAGUCGCCACAUGUACAAUACAAUAUUGUCAACUCAUGCACAUGCUGGGCACCAGAUUCCAGAAGCCUCCAUCCUGCAUGACAGACUUUAUACCUG